Zonotrichia albicollis (white-throated sparrow) is the source of this 1518-nucleotide messenger RNA. RefSeq names its product solute carrier family 2, facilitated glucose transporter member 11-like. The record is from RefSeq and is a predicted model, not a curated record. Gene Ontology annotation, biological process: dehydroascorbic acid transport. NCBI's taxonomy places the organism in Eukaryota, Metazoa, Chordata, Aves, Passeriformes, Passerellidae. Gene Ontology annotation, cellular component: plasma membrane. Gene Ontology annotation, molecular function: D-glucose transmembrane transporter activity.
AUGGCUGGUUUCCUCUCAGAGCUGGUUCAGUACCGGAGGCUGUUGCUGAUGCUCGUGGUGCUGGGGAUUGGUGGAACCCACCUGUCUGGCUUCCAAAUGUCUGUCAUCAAUUACACUUCUCCGUACAUUCAGAAGUUUAUCAAUGAAACGUGGCUGGAGCGCUAUGGUUCUGUGCUGCCCCAGGAGAGCCUGAUGCUGCUGUGGUCCCUCAUCGUGUCUGGGUACUGCCUGGGGGGCAUGAUAGGCUGUCUGUGCAGUGGCUGCCUCACUGCAGCUUUUGGGAAGAAGAAAAGUCUGCUCUUCAACGACGUGGUGCUGAUAACAGCAGCGCUGCUCACUGCCUGCAGCAGGAGAGCCAAGGCCUUUGAGAUGAUCCUGGCUGGGCGUUUCCUCGAGGGCAUCGCUGCUGGAAUACACAUGAAUGCCCAUGUUCAGUAUGCUGGAGAGAUCUCCCCCAAGAAGCUGCGUGGAUUUAUAAACGUGACCUCCACGGUGUUCCUCGCACUAGGGAAAACUGUAGCACGAAUUCUUGGAUUAAGAGAACUUUUAGGGACUGAAGACAUGUGGAACGUGCUCUUGUCCUUCUCUGGGCUGGUGGCAUUGAUUCAGCUGAUCUUUUUGCCAUUCUUCCCUGAGUCCCCACCCUAUCUCUUGCUGCAAAAAGAAGACAAAGCUGGUUGCUUGAAAGCCAUGAAGCAGCUCUGGGGAGAAGGGAAUUAUCAAACAGAGUUUGAUGACCUGAUGAAGGAAAAGGCCAUAACAAAAGGCACCAAAAUCAUGAAUGUCCUGGAGGUGCUGAGAGAAGGAUCUGUGCACCCACAGCUGUGCACCAUGCUCCUCCUCCUGCUCAGCCUGCAGCUCUGUGGCCUCAGUGCAAUCACCUUUUACACCUCAGAAAUUUUUGAAACAGCCAACCUGCCGGAAAGCAUAAUCCCAUAUGUAUCUCUAGGAGUUUCAAUCUCUGAACUCAUCUCUAUCAUAUUCUGUAGCUCCAUCAUCGAUCGCUUUGGGCGCCGCCGGCUCCUGUGUGGGGGUUAUUUGCUGAUGGCUCUGAUCCUGGUGCUGCUUGAAACCUGCCUUCUGCUGAGUGAUCAGUUCCUCUGGCUGAGGUACUGCAGUGUCAUUCUCAUCUUUCUCUUCAUCAUUGCUUAUGGACUGGGGCCAGCUGGAGCUGUUGUGGCUGUCAUGAACGAAAUCUUCACCCUGUCAACAAGGGCCUCUGCUUUUGUAAUUGGUGGAAUCAUCAUUUGGCUGGGCCUCACCUUCACUGGGAUGGUUUUCCCCUUUGCUGUAAUGCUACUUGGUCCUUUUUGCUUCCUCAUCUUUGUUGCUGUCCUGGUCAUUUCAGUGGUUCUUAUCUACCUGUUCCUCCCAGAAACAAAAGGGAAGUCAACCUCUGAAAUCACAGAGAAAUUCAAAAGCUGCAGGUUUAAGAGGAAGCAUCAUCAGCCUGUGGAGAUGUAUGCUGCUGAAGAAAAGACAUUUUGCACCAGGCUCUGAUAAACCACCAAAAGUAGU